Molecule: messenger RNA, 603 nt
Organism: Microthlaspi erraticum
Lineage: Eukaryota; Viridiplantae; Streptophyta; Magnoliopsida; Brassicales; Brassicaceae
Source: the annotation of a GenBank genome assembly
AUGGAAGAAGUGCCUGUUGAUGGGAAGUUGCAGUCCUGCGUUUUCCUUGAUACUCCUGGACAUGAGGCAUUUGGUGCAAUGAGAGCUCGCGGAGCACGGGUCACUGACAUCGCAAUCAUUGUGGUUGCUGCUGAUGAUGGAAUUCGUCCUCAAACAAAUGAAGCAAUAGCUCACGCAAAGGCUGCUGAUGUCCCUAUAGUCAUAGCUAUAAAUAAGAUAGAUAAAGACGGAGCUAGUCCAGAGAGAGUGAUGCAAGAGCUUUCUUCAAUUGGCUUGAUGCCUGAAGAUUGGGGUGGUGAUGUUCCAAUGGUUCAGAUCAGUGCUCUGAAAGGGGAGAAUAUCGAUGAUCUGUUGGAAACUGUCAUGCUUGUUGCAGAGGAGACUGUGGGCGUAUCGUCGCAAUCCAUCUGGAAUCUCUGCAAGAAGUUGAACAGAAACAGAAUAAGAUGGGCGUAUGAAGCUCCAACGCAGAUCCCUGAGGAGCUCCAAGCCGAGAUUCUUGCGAGAAUGGAAGCGAAGGUGUUAAAUCUGAAGUUGGUAUCUAAACGAUGGGGAUCAACAGUGGAUACAGAUCUCAUGUUCUUGGAGAAUCAGAUCUACUAG